UGCCAGAGUUUUGAAAAAGACAAAACACGUGUGUGUGCGCAUUCUUUUUGGUGUGAAACGAGCGUGCGGCUAGAACUUUAUUGCGGACCGAAAAUAUAGAGAAUCAGAGAAACAAACAUGACGGAGGAAGUAAAAUUGACCCAUGGAGUCGUCCUGCAGCACCUGCUGUCCGUGGACAAGAACCUGGCCAAGGUCUAUCAGCAAAAGACGAAAGCGCCCACUCUUGGCAAGAACGCGCCUGUGGUAGUCGAGCUCAUCAAGUUCUUCCAGGCAAACAGCCCCGUAAAAUUCCCGGCCAUCAAGGCGGCCGCGGCAGGCAGCAGCAGUGAUGACAGCGACUCGGACUCCGAUGCAGCUCCAGCGCCCGCUAAGAAGCCGGCAGCGGCUCCAGUGACAAAUGGCAAGGCCGCCAAGGCGGCUGCCUCCUCCAGCAGCGAGGACAGCAGCUCUGAGGAGGAACAGAAGAAGCCAGUGGCCAAGGCCACCCCAGCUAAGGCAGCACCCGCCAAGAAGGCCGACUCCUCGAGCGAGGACAGCUCCUCGGAAGAUGAGGCACCAAAGAAGGCAGCGCCAGUCAAGGCUGCACCCGCCAAGGCUACACCGGCCAAGAAGGCCGCCGCCUCUUCAAGCGAGGAUAGUGACAGUUCUGAGGAGGAGAAGAAACCUGUGGCAAAGGCCACCCCGGCUAAGGCAGCUCCUGCCAAGAAGGCAGAGUCCAGCAGCGAAGACAGCAGCUCAGAGGAGGAGGCAAAGCCCGCCGCCAAGGCUCCGGUCAAGGCAGCGGCGGCCAAGAAGGCCAAAUCUUCAAGCGAGGACAGUGAUUCCGAUGAGGAGCCAGCCGCCAAGAAGGCUGCACCUGCUAAGCCUGCCGCUAAAAAGGCAGCCUCUUCCAGCAGCGAAGACAGCGACUCUGAGGAUGAGAAGCCUGCAGCAAAGGCCCCAGUUAAGCCGGCUGCAGCCAAGAAGGCAGCCUCUUCCAGUGAGGACAGUUCUUCCGAAGAUGAGGCACCCAAGAAGGCGGCCGCUCCAGCAAAGGCUGCUCCAGCCAAGAAGGCCGAUACAUCCAGCGAGGAGAGCGACUCAGAUGAAGAGGAAGCUCCCAAGAAGCCAGCUGCCAAGGCUGCUCCGGCCAAGGCUACUCCUGCUAAGAAGGCGGAGUCCGAGGACUCCUCCGACGACAGCGACAGUUCGGAAGAUGAAAAGCCCAAGGCCAAGGCUGCUGCUGCCACCAAAGCUCCGGCUAAGCCUGCCGCCUCGAGCAGCGAGGACUCCAGUGACGAUGAAGCGCCAGCUGCUGUAAAGCCAGCAGUCAAGAAGACCGCGGCACCUGCCAAAAAGGAUGAUACCUCCUCGGAAGAGGACUCCUCGGAGGAUGAGGCCCCAGCGGCCAAGAAGCCAGUGCCAGCAAAAAAGAAGGCCGAGAGCAGCAGCGACAGCAGCGAGUCUGAAGAAGAGCCCGGCGAGGCCAAGCCCCAGCCAGUGGCCAAUGGUGGUCAAAAGCGCAAGUUCAGUGGCGGCGAUGCCGAUGAGGCCACUCCUAAUAAGAAGUAUAAUAACUUUGUGAAGUCAGGAGAGCAACAGAAGAAUGACUUUACAUCGACGCCCAACAAUAACCACCACAAUAACAGUUGGAAUAACAAACAGUUGAACGGCAGCAAUGGGGGUGGAAGUGGCCGGAGACGGUCUCCCUUCCGGCGGGUUCGCACCGAAGAGGUGCUGGUGGAUUCACGUGUCCAGGACAUGUCCUUUGAGGCCAAGAAAAACGCCGCCGGCUCUUGGGGCGAGCGAGCCAACAAGGACCUGAAACAUACGCGCGGCAAAUCCUUCAAGCACGAGAAGACCAAGAAGAAGCGCGGCAGCUACCGAGGUGGCCAAAUUGACGUCGGGGUCAAUUCUAUAAAAUUUGACUAGAUUUAUAAAAAAACAUAAACGCAACCUAUGGAUUAAUCAAUUAUGUAACAAAUACGUUUAGUCAGUAAGCCAAGAAGCGGAGUAAGAUAAGUUUCUUAUAUGCAAUCGCUUUGCCCACUUGAAAAAUUGUUUCCAACUUAACAAGGUCCUAUAAUUUUAGAAUCGUGAACUGGCGGUCAAUAAAAACCGCGACCAAGCUAAUCAGCCAUCUUAUUUCUCUCUUUUUAAAUGGGCUUCAAUCAUAAUAAUAUUGUGGUUUCAAACUUUUGUUUUCUACGAUUCGUUUUUGAUGAAGAUUUUCUUAAUUUUUCAAUACAUCUUUUUUAGAUUUCCUUCUAUUGUAUUUUAUAUAUUUUCUUGAAAAAGAUUUACUGAAAGAUCGAGUCAGUUUCAAUAGCGAUUUGUUAGAAGCAAAAGUUGAAUUAUAUCCAUUAUACAUAAGUUUUAUGGAUAUAAUUUAAAUAAUAUUCCAUUAUUUUAUUAUUGAUAGCCCCUUAUUUUGGAUUCCGAGUCAUAAGAACUUCAAUAAGUACAAGUUGAUACUAUCAUUUGUCAAAACAAACAUAGUUUAACUUAAGAAAAUAUAGAAAUACAUGUAUUUUCAUAAUUAAA
Messenger RNA from Drosophila kikkawai, 2523 nucleotides. It is a transcript of the gene Nopp140, whose product is annotated as nucleolar and coiled-body phosphoprotein 1. The record is from RefSeq and is a predicted model, not a curated record. NCBI's taxonomy places the organism in Eukaryota, Metazoa, Arthropoda, Insecta, Diptera, Drosophilidae. Gene Ontology annotation, cellular component: nucleolus; nucleoplasm.